GGAGAGAGACCCCUCCUCUGUUGCUCUCCCUGAGGUUUCUUCCUCUUUUUCCCUCCCUGUUCUUCUUCUUCUUCCGGCUUGUUCGCUGUUCCCCAGGGGUCGCCACGAAGGAUUUGAUCGUUGCCAUCGGCGGCUACCCUGCGAGGGCAAGUAAAUAGUAAUGUCGUGUUAAGGCGGAUCUCUUCCCCUGUUUUGGCCCGAUAAAGUUCCAUCGGGCUCCAUUGGCAGAUAUGGUGAGACAUAGCACUAUGGCAGAGCUGCAAGUCUUCCAGCACUCUCUCCAGGGGAGCUCCCUGGCCAUGGGCCAAGUAGGGCAGAGCUAUGGGAUAAUGCAGGAAAACCGAAUAACUGCUGAAGAGAGGCAGCGCAUCACCCAAAGCCCAGCAGAGAUUGAGAAAAGCCAGCCUGUGUGCAUCCCAGAUGCAGCUAAAAGAAAGAAGAAGAAGAGGACCCGAGCAACAGACAGCUUUACUGGCACUUUUGAUGAGCUGUACAAGCUGACAGAUGAGAUGCUGGGUCAGGGUGCAUAUGCAAAAGUCCAAGGAUGCAUAAGCCUUCAGAAUGGAAAGGAGUUUGCUGUGAAGAUCAUAGAGAAGAGUGCAGGGCACAGUCGCAGCAGGGUAUUUCGGGAAGUUGAGACACUGUAUCAGUGUCAAGGAAACGGGAACAUUUUGGAACUGAUCCAGUUCUUUGAAGAUAACCACUGCUUUUACUUGGUGUUCGAGAAGUUGCGUGGAGGCUCAAUUCUAACGCACAUCCAGAACCGUAAACACUUUGAUGAGCUGGAGGCCAGCAAGGUGGUUCGGGACAUUGCCCAGGCUCUGGACUUCCUCCAUACAAAAGGUAUCGCCCACAGAGAUCUCAAGCUCGAGAACAUCCUUUGUGAAUACACUGAUCGGGUGUCCCCAGUGAAAAUCUGUGAUUUUGACCUAGGAAGUGGAGUGAAGCUCAGCAGUGCCUGUACGCCCAUAACCACGCCAGAGCUCACCACACCGUGUGGCUCAGCAGAAUACAUGGCUCCCGAGGUGGUGGAAGUCUUUACUGAUGAGGCCUCCUUCUACGAUAAGCGCUGCGACCUUUGGAGCCUGGGGGUCAUCCUUUACAUCCUGCUGAGUGGCAGCCCCCCUUUCACAGGCCACUGCGGCGGCGACUGUGGCUGGGACCGGGGGGAAACCUGCAGAACCUGUCAGAGUCACCUGUUUGAGAGUAUCCAGGAGGGCAAGUAUGAGUUUCAAGACAAGGACUGGUCUCACAUCUCUGAUCAGGCCAAGGACCUAAUAUCCAAGCUGCUGGUUCGGGAUGCCACUCUGCGCCUCAGUGCUGCUCAGGUCCUCAAGCACCCAUGGGUGCAGGGGAAUGCUCCAGAGAGAGGUCUUCCAACGCCUCAUGUUCUACAAAGGAACAGCAGUGCCAAAGACCUGACCCAGUUUGCGGCAGACGCCAUCGCCUUCAACCGCCAGCUGUCCCAGCACGAUGAGGAGCAGGAGGACUUGGGUCGAGUGGUAUGCUGCAUGCGGCUGUCUCCUCCCUCCAACUCCAGGCUGGCUCGCAGGCGGGCGCAGUCCAAUGCCCUGCGCACCAUGGACUUCAUGCCCGCUCCAGAGGACAACACAAUCUGACCAUCUGCCGUCUGGGGUGGAACCCCAAAAACACCCCCAGUACUGCUGCGGCUGAAAGGCUUCCUGUGACCAUCUUCCUCCAGUUUUGUCCCACAGGUUGUUGUCCCACCUUCAUUUCAGAUUCCAGUGAAACGUCCUCCACAGAGAGAUGCCCGUUUUCUCGAAGUUACUGAAGUGAACACAAACACACACAUUUCUCCAUGACCUCCUGAUUGUCAUCAUUCAUUUCCCUCCCUGUGUGUGUCUGUUAGUGUUUGUUUUCUUGGGACCCUUAAAAUAUUGGCCAGCACACCAAGAAUUGAACUGCUGCUGCCGUUGGCAAGCUGCCGUGUAGCGCCCCCUGUGCUGUUACUAGUUACUAGUGUUUUUCCUGGUGCCCUUGUCACCUAGAAGCCAAGAGUGGUAAGAUGUAGGUCCCAUUUUUACCCCUGGCUACCAUACGCUGAAUACAAGCUUGCCCCCCAGUCUUGUGAAAUGUAACCGCCCGGGGACAGUUUGAGUUGUAGUUUCUUCGGCGUAACCCACCCACCAAGUGUCGGGUAACGAAACCCAACACGCAGACAGGUAGUUUGGAGAUAGGUUUUGGAUGAGUCAUGGAGAAUUAUACAGGUAGACUGCAGAUACAUCACCCCCUACCCCACAUGCACAUGAUUAUAAACACCGGGCCUUCCAAGGCUUGUAACGUAGCUGCUGUUUCCUCAUGGGAAGGUUAUUUUAUAUUGACUUGUGUAUUUGUUUUAACUGUGAAAUGGUUUCUGCAUUUAAACAAUAUUUAAUUCAGUUGCUGAGCUCUGAAAAAGCCUCGCUCGUCACACACGCGGUGAGCUAACGGGCGGUCUUAUAUUUUUAUUUAAUUUAUGAAUUUAGGUUUUUGUUAGGCUUUCUGAGCAGUGUGUGUGAUUUGCAUGGGUGCUUGUAGGCUGUAAGGUGGAUCUGCUGUAAAACUCAAGGGAUUUGUUGGUCACUUUUUGUUUGGAUGUGGAUUUUUCCCUCAGCUAGCUCGAUUAGUCGAUUUUUAAUUUUUUACAUUUUUUAAGCUUCUCUUGUCUGAACUACAACCGUUUGUUUUCCUUUUUAAGUGUAUUUUGAGUUGCUGGAGUGUGGAAAGUGAAUAUGUGGAAAUUAAAUUUGAUAGGUUUGGGUUUUUUACCUUACAUUUACUAUGUCGGUGCGAGCUUCUUGUGGCAUCAGUAUUAAGAGACCAAGUCUUGACUUUACCCAAAAGGUUCACGACAUUACUGAAGAGCUGCCAGUUUGACGUUACAUCACGUGUUCUCCUCAUGUGCUGCCAGCAUUACCUCACCAUUUUCAGCCGUGCCUUGAUUUUGCACAUUUUAUUAGAAUUCAAGGCCGUCCACAUCAGACCCGCUUGCUUUCUGGAUACCUGUUCUGUUUGAGCUUGUGUGGUUUUGAAAUGUGGGAAUUCUGCUUGUUUUCAGGUUGGUAUGUUGUCAUGUGACUUAGCAGGAGUCCAGGGAACUGUUUUAGUAAUACCCGUGUUUCUUAUGGAUGGAUUUUAUUUUUAAUUUAUUUUUUAAUUUUUUUAAGCACGUGUGUUUUGUGAAUGGUUUUGUGUGUUUGAAUGAAAUGAAUGGUGAGAUGAGACGAGUAAAGAUGUGUUCCAUCAAUAAUGUGAAGUCCAAGUGAAGUUCUUUCAUCCAUCCAUCAUCCAAACCGCUUACCCUGCUGUCAGGGUGGCGGGGAUGCCGGAGCCUU
This is a messenger RNA of Lampris incognitus (smalleye Pacific opah), 3335 nucleotides long. It is a transcript of the gene mknk1, whose product is annotated as MAPK interacting serine/threonine kinase 1. The transcript is spliced from 14 exons. NCBI's taxonomy places the organism in Eukaryota, Metazoa, Chordata, Actinopteri, Lampriformes, Lampridae. Gene Ontology annotation, molecular function: ATP binding; calcium/calmodulin-dependent protein kinase activity; calmodulin binding. Gene Ontology annotation, biological process: intracellular signal transduction; peptidyl-serine phosphorylation; protein autophosphorylation. The record is from RefSeq and is a predicted model, not a curated record. Gene Ontology annotation, cellular component: nucleus; cytoplasm. Bases 231 to 1619 code for a protein of 462 amino acids.